Podarcis muralis (Common wall lizard) is the source of this 13977-nucleotide messenger RNA. It is a transcript of the gene MED13, whose product is annotated as mediator complex subunit 13. NCBI's taxonomy places the organism in Eukaryota, Metazoa, Chordata, Lepidosauria, Squamata, Lacertidae. Gene Ontology annotation, molecular function: transcription coactivator activity. Gene Ontology annotation, biological process: positive regulation of transcription by RNA polymerase II. The record is from RefSeq and is a predicted model, not a curated record. Gene Ontology annotation, cellular component: mediator complex.
GCCUUCACCUGUCACCGUCUCCUGAGGGGAGGUGGGGGCCCAAGAAGAAAAGAAGCGGAAAUUCCCUCACGGCAAAAAUUGGAAGGGGGGAAGGAAAGAAAAAAAGGAAGGGAAGGAAGAGAGUUUUGGUUUCUUUCCACCUAACGUGGCGACGCUAUAUAUUUAUAUUUAAAAGGGUUUUGGGUUUUUUUUUAAAAAAAGAAAGUUUCGCCUCCCUCCAGACACUUCGUUCUAUAUAUAUAUAUAUUCUGAGAGGAAAGUGGUUUCUUCUCCUCUCUCCAGUUUCUUCGAAGACGUGGAAGAAGAAGAGACUCGUUUCUUUAUGAGGGAGGGAAAAAAUAUUUCAGUUCACUUCUCAUCCCAUAGACACUUUUUACUACCUUUUUUUAAAAGGAAAAGCUCUUCCGUCAACUUCAUCAUCUCGUUUCUCCAGUGUCUGAAGAAGGAAAAGGGGACACUCUUUCUUCUUGCCCAAAGGAAAGAAGGGAGAAAAAGUCUUUUCAGUUGCUGCUUACCAUAAAGAAAAAAAACCUAUCCUCUCUGCAAAUAUUUGUGGCCUAGAAGAUUAACCUGAGGAAUAACUCUCCCUUCGUUUUUUUUGGAAAGGGGACUUUUCAGUUCUUAAUACCCUCAACCCUUCACAGAUAAUUCAAUUGUUUUUUUUAAAAAAAUCAUAAUUACUUUUGGAGGAAUAGCCCUGGUUUUUCUCUGCCCUUUCCCCUUUCAGUGGCUGAAAAAGAGGUUCCUUAUACCUGUUUGAAGGUGGGGAAAAGGUUUGCUACUUUACUCCCUUAAAAACCAACCAAUCAACCGCCAUCCGCAGAUAUUCCUGGCACGAAGGAUUGACCUGAGGAAUUAAUUUUGUUUUUUAAAAAAGGGCUUUUCGGAGGGGGGCACAAGGAGGUCAUCCAUUCCUUUCCCUCUCUUUUUACCCAUCAGCAGCAAAAAGGACACUUCGGUGCACUUGAGUGCUUGGAUGAAGAUUUUUCUUUUUGGAGGCAGGCAGUUUGGAAAAGGGUUUUGCUCACUCAGCUCUAAGUGGUUCCUGCUUGGAACCUCUCUGUGCGUAAGAAAUAAAAGGGUGUUUGGGAGAGGGCUUUUUGGGGUGUGUGUGUGUGGAUGAGUUCAUCUUGAAGUUCAUCUCAUCACCUCCUAAAGUGUGCUUGUUUUUCACCCAUAUCUUUGGGGAAGAAAAAAAAAUAGGGAAGAAGAUAUAUACAUAUCCACCCUCCAUUAUAAACAUCACUCCUGGCCUCUUCCAAAAAAAAAUCAAAUUUAGCAACUGGAAAUCCCAUCUGGAAGAAAAUACGCAUCUGGGUUUCCCUCCACUUCGAUGCUGAGGAUUUUAGAGGAGGAUCCUCGGAGCUCUUGAGGGAACUUGGAAGACUCCGCUUAAACUCUUCCCCCCCCCUUUCCCCCCACCUCCAGCAGAAAGAAGGGGAAAAUUGUAUUUGGGGAAGGGGAGGUUGGCCAGUCAAGGAUAACACCACCUUCUUGGGACAAACCACCACCUCCUGGAGACCAGAAAGUUUCCCUUCCUCCUCCCCUUCCAAUGGCUUGAUUUUUUUAUUAUUAUUUCUGGAGUGGAAAUAGAAGCAAAAACGACCUUUUUGCAUCUCCAACUCUUGAGAAGAAACGAGGAAAGGACUUCUCACCGUCUCUUCUCUAUCUCUGCCCCCCCCCCCGGUCUUUUCUUCACUCUAUAAAUCCGGUGUGACGAGGCGGGGGGGACAAGGCGCAAGAGAAAUUCCUGGAUUAUUUCCCACACACCCUACAGCCACUGGAUUAUUUGUGUAUCUUACUUCUGCCCCCACCCCACCCGCGUUUGCAGAUUGAAGAUCGUAAAUCUUUCUAUUUUUGCAAUCCCUUUGGAUCAAGUACCCCCAAUCUUUCUCCCCCGCCGCCGCCUUUUGCCCAGGAGGCUGUGAAAACUGAUCCCUCUCCACGAAGAUUUUUCUUUUGCACUUUUUUUUUUUUUAAAUUGCCUCUUCCUUCCUUUUAACCUCCCCGGGUUAUUUAUUCCUUUGCCUUACUUGUGCGCUCUCCCUCCCCUUGAUAUCUCCUCUCCCCGCAAUGUGUGUGUGAUUCUUUUUUUAAAAGGGGGGAGGGAAAAGGGCCGUUUUCCCUCGGUUGUGUUUCUCCCUCCCCUCUCGGUCGGCGUGUGUGUGUCUCUCGCUCGCUCGCUCUGUCUGUCUCUUUUCUUUCUUGUCGGAGGCUGUGGGAUAAUGGCGUGUGGGUUGUGGCUGUGAGGAUGAGUUCCUGCUUCGUGCCGAACGGGGCCAGCCUUGAGGAUUGCCAUUCCAACCUAUUCUGUUUGGCCGAUUUAACAGGGAUUAAAUGGAAACGUUACGUAUGGCAGGGUCCAACAUCUGCACCAAUCCUGUUCCCAGUGACCGAAGAAGACCCUAUCUUAAGCAGCUACAGUCGUUGCCUCAAAGCUGACGUCUUGAGUGUGUGGCGGAGAGACCAGAGGCCUGGGCGCAGAGAAUUGUGGAUAUUCUGGUGGGGCGAUGACCCCAAUUUUACUGACCUAAUUCAUCAUGACCUAACAGAUGAGGAAGACGGUGUAUGGGAGAAUGGGCUUUCCUACGAAUGUCGCACUCUGCUAUUCAAAGCAAUUCACAACCUGGUGGAAAGAUGUCUAAUGAACCGGAACUUUGUGCGCAUCGGGAAAUGGUUUGUGAAGCCUUACGAGAAAGAUGAGAAACCUAUAAAUAAAAGCGAACAUUUGUCCUGCUCCUUCACCUUCUUCUUGCACGGGGACAGCAAUGUUUGUACCAGUGUGGAAAUCAACCAGCACCAACCUGUGUACUUUGUUAGUGAAGAACAUCUCACCCUGGCCCAGCAGUCUAACAGCCCUUUUCAAGUUAUUCUAAGUCCCUUUGGAUUAAAUGGUACACUCACUGGACAGUCGUUCAAGUUGUCUGAUUCAGCUACGAAAAAACUGAUUGGGGAAUGGAAACAGUUCUAUCCUAUCACAUCCAACCUGAAGGAGGGAUUGGAGGAAAAGCAAGAAGAAAUGGAUUGGGAGGAUGACUCUCUCGCUGCUGUGGAAGUCCUUGUUGCUGGUGUUCGGAUGGUCUACCCGGCAUGCUUUGUUUUAGUUCCUCAGACAGACAUUCCUGUUCCUAGCACUGCUGGGUCAAGCAACUGCUUGGGUGUCCACCAAGUGCCUGCUUCCACAAGAGAUCCCGCCAUGUCCUCGGUCACUCUGACUCCACCUACGUCCCCAGAAGAGGUUCAAACAGUUGAUACUCGUUCAGCCCAGAAGUGGGUGAAGCUCCCUUCUAUUUCUGACAUAUUCAGCUCCGAAAGCAUUAGUCACCAUGGGGGCAAAAUCCCUCGGAAGCUGGCCAAUCAAGUGGUUGACAGAGUCUGGCAAGAAUGCAAUAUGAACAGAGCGCUGACCAAGAGGAAGUAUUCUGCUACAUCUAAUGGCGUAUGCGAAGAUGAGACAGUUGACAAAAUGUCAUUUUGGGAGUUUGUUGAAGCCACGCAGAGGACAAACUGCACUUGCUCAAGGUACAAAAGUCUCAAGCCAAGACUUGCAAUUCAGCAGGGGCCAGUGCCUCCUGUGGGCCAGCAACAGCAAGCAGCUCCAAAGCACAAGGCAAAUGAGAAGCAAGAGAAAGGAGAUAAGCCCCAGAAACGUCCUUUGACCCCAUUUCACCAUCGUGUUUCCAUCACUGAUGACAUUGCCAUGGAGGCGGACUCGGCCAAUCAGAGGCUUGUGAUUACCACGUCCGAUAACCAAGUGAGGUUUUCAAAUCUCAGAACUAAUGAUGUAGCAAAGACUCCUCAGAUGCAUGGCACUGAAAUGGCAAAUUCUCCCCAGCCACCUCCCCUUAGUCCUCACCCGUGUGAUGUUGCUGAUGAAGGGGCAACUAAAACUCCUUCCACUCCCCAGAGCCAGCAUUUCUAUCAGAUGCCAACUCCAGAUCCUUUAGUUCCUUCAAAAACAAUGGAAGACAGGAUAGAGGGCUUGUCUCAGACUUUCCCAGCUCAAUUCCCAGAAGUUAUAGAGCCCACAAUGUAUGUUGGUGCAGCGGUGAACUUGGAAGAAGAAGAUGCAGAUUCCACGUGGAAGUAUUACAAGGUUCCAAAGAAAAAGGACGUGAAUUUCUUGCCACCACAGCUCCCAAGUGAAAAGUUCAAGGAUGACCCUAUGGGAUUUGCAGGAUCAGACAACUUACCUUCAGCUACAGAGUUAAUGGUGCAAUGUAGAAAACCUUUAAAAGUCUCUGAUGAAUUGGUGCAGCAGUACCAGAGCAAGAACCAGUAUCUAGCAGCAAUAGUAGCUGACCAGGAACCUGAAAUGGAUCCAUAUGCAUUUGUUGAUGGAGAUGAAGAAUUCCCUUUUCCUGAUAAAAAGGACAGGCAGAACAGCGAGCGAGAAGCUGGGAAAAAGCACAAGGCUGAAGAUGGGACACCUAAUGUUGGAGAGGAUGCGAUGUCACUUUUUAGCCCCUCUGUCAAACAAGCAAUAGAUGCCCAGCGUAUUCCCCCUCACAAUCGCACAGCGUCAACUAGUUUGUUUCAUGAAAAUGACCUGGUUGUCUCUUACACUGACCUUGACAAUCUCUUCAACUCUGAUGAAGAUGAGCUAACACCUGGAUCUAAAAGAAUGCUGAAUGGAGCAGAUGACAAAUCCAACUGCAAAGAGUCAAAAGCAGGAAACUUGGACCCUUUGUCAUGCAUAAGCACUGCAGAUCUUCAUAAAAUGUACCCAACACCACCAUCCUUGGAGCAACACAUUAUGGGGUUUUCUCCCAUGAAUAUGAACAACAAGGAAUAUGGCAGCAUGGACACCACGCCUGGAGGGACUGUCUUAGAAGGAAAUGGCGCUACUGCUGGCGUUCAGUUCAGGAUUGAAGUAGAUGAGGGAUUCUGUAGCCCCAAACCCUCAGAAAUAAAGGAUUAUUCCUACGUUUAUAAGCCUGAGAACAGCCAAGCUUUUGUGGGGUGUUCCAUGUUUGCACCAUUGAAGACUCUACCAAGCCAGUGUCUCCAGCCCAUCAAGCUGCCGGAGGAGUGUGUUUACCGGCAGAGCUGGACUGUGGGCAAGCUGGAAUUGCUUCCUCCGGGGCCUGCAAUGCCAUUCAUCAAAGAAGGUGAUGGGAGCACUAUUGAUCAAGAAUACGGCCCUGCCUACACUCCACAAACACAUACGCCCUUUGGAAUGCCACCCAGCAGUGCCCCACCCAGUAACAGUGGGCCUGGCAUUCUCCCUUCGCCUUCCACCCCCCGUUUCCCAACUCCUCGGACACCAAGGACUCCAAGGACUCCCCGUGGGGCUGGUGGGCCAGCCAGUGCUCAAGGCUCAGUCAAAUAUGAGAAUUCGGACUUGUAUUCACCAGCGUCAACGCCAUCAACCUGCAGACCGCUAAAUUCUGUUGAGCCUCCCACUGUCCCUUCUAUCCCUGAGGCCCACAGUCUCUACGUCAACCUCAUCCUCUCUGAAUCGGUGAUGAACCUCUUCAAAGACUGUAACUUUGACAGCUGUUGCAUCUGCGUCUGCAACACAAACAUCAAAGGUGCCGAUGUUGGAGUUUACAUUCCAGAUCCAACACAAGAAGCCCAGUACAGGUGUACCUGUGGCUUCAGCGCAGUGAUGAACAGGAAGUUUGGAAACAACUCUGGAUUAUUCCUAGAGGAUGAGUUGGACAUCCUAGGCCGCGGCUCGGAAUGUGGCAAAGAUGUGGAGAAGCGCUUUGAGGCCCUCCGCACGGGCUCUGCUGAGCAUGGCGGGGGAUCGAAGGAGGCUGACAGGCUGCCUGAUGAGCUGAUACUCUUGCUGCAAGACCAGUGCACCAACCUGUUCUCGCCAUUUGGAGCGGCUGACCACGACCCCUUGCCAAAAGCUGGAGCCAUCGGCAACCUGGUACGCGCUGAGGAAAGGGAUUGUUGUAAUGACUGCUACCUUGCGCUGGAACAUGGGCGCCAGUUUAUGGACAACAUGUCGGGAGGGAAAGUUGAUGAAGCACUUGUGAAGAGUACUUGCUUGCACCAUUGGUCAAAACAAAAUGUUGGAGACGUGAGCAUGCAAUGUUCUCAGGACAUCCUUCGCAUGCUGCUCUCACUUCAGCCUGUCCUCCAGGAUGCAAUUCAGAAAAAACGAACCGUUCGCUCUUGGGGAGUGCAGGGUCCUCUCACGUGGCAGCAGUUUCACAAAAUGGCUGGCCGAGGCACUUACGGAACUGAUGAGUCUCCAGAACCACUGCCCAUUCCAACUUUUUUGUUGGGAUACGAUUACGACUUCCUGGUGCUGUCCCCAUUUGCCUUACCGUACUGGGAGAGGCUGAUGUUGGAACCCUAUGGAUCUCAGAGAGACAUUGCUUACGUUGUGGUGUGUCCAGAGAAUGAAGCGCUGCUGAACGGAGCAAAGACCUUCUUUCGGGAUCUCACGGCAAUAUAUGAGUCCUGCAGGCUUGGCCAGCAUCGACCCAUCUGUAAACUGUUGCCUGACGGGAUCAUGAGAGUCGGAUCUGCUGCUUCAACCAAACUUUCUGAGAAGUCUGUUGCUGAGUGGUUCUCCCAGGCAGCUCACGCCAACAGCGAAUCAUUUUCUAGACUCAAACUGUACGCUCAAGUCUGCAGAUAUGAUUUGGGUCCUUACCUUGCUACACAGCCAUUGGACAAUUCCUUGCUUUCUCAGUCCAGCCUAGUUCCUCCCACCAGCCAUCCUACAUCAGUCCCGCCUCAGGUUGGAGGCAGCUCUACUCCAUCAUCCACCCCUUCGUCUGCUCCCAGUAAUGCUGUCCCAAUGAACUCAAACAGUGCCAUCACCUCUGCCACUACCACGGCCAGUUCCACCAUGACCACGACUGCCACUUCAUCCUCCUCUUCCAGUUCAGGCGGUGGGAUUUCAGCGAACAAACCUUCAUCCUUUCCACCUUUUGGCAGCAUGAACAACACUACUACUCCUUCCUCCCUCUCCACGCAGUCUGCAACAGUCCAGAACGGGCAGGCGGGGACGCAGCAGCAACAACCGCCAUCCGCAGCGAUACCGGGGGAAGCCCCAUCAGUCCCUCCACAGCCGCACUCAGAAGUUUCAGAAAGCACUAUGGACCGCGACAAAGUGGGAGUCCCCACUGACGGCGAUUCCCACGCAGUCACCUACCCACCUGCCAUUGUAGUUUACAUUGUUGACCCUUUCUCGUAUGAGAAGAAAGAGGAGGGCAACUCCUCCAGCGUGUGGACUCUGGGUCUUCUCCGUUGCUUUCUUGAAAUGAUCCAAAAUCUCCCUACUAACAUCAGAAACAUCGUUUCUGUUCAGCUUGUUCCUUGUCAAUAUCUGUUACAACCAGUCAAGAAUGAAGACAGGCAGAUCUACACUCAGCAUCUAAAAUCGCUGGCAUUCUCCGCCUUCACGCAAUGCCGGAGGCCACUCCCAACGUCGACCAAUGUGAAAACAUUAACUGGGUUUGGCCCAGGUUUGGCAAUGGAGAUGGCGCUCAGGAGUCCAGAAAGACCAGAGUGUAUUAAGCUGUAUGCCCCUCCUUUCAUAUUGGCUCCUGUCAAAGAUAAACAGACAGAGCUGGGAGAAACCUUUGGAGAGGCUGGGCAGAAAUACAAUGUGCUUUUCGUGGGCUACUGUCUCUCUCAUGAUCAAAGGUGGCUUCUUGCAUCGUGCACAGAUUUAUAUGGAGAACUAUUGGAAACCUGCAUUAUCAACAUUGAUGUACCUAACAGGGCUCGUAGGAAAAAGGGGUCUGCUCGCAGACUUGGUCUUCAGAAACUCUGGGAAUGGUGCCUGGGGCUUGUGCAGAUGAGUUCGUUGCCUUGGAGAGUUGUAAUAGGACGUCUUGGAAGAAUAGGCCACGGGGAGCUAAAAGACUGGAGUUGCUUGCUGAGUCGCCGAAAUCUGCAGUCACUUAGCAAGAGGCUGAAAGACAUGUGCAGGAUGUGUGGCAUCUCCACUGCCGAUUCUCCCAGCAUUCUCAGCGCCUGCUUAGUGGCAGUAGAACCGCAGGGAUCCUUUGUCAUCAUGCCAGAUUCGGUAUCAACUGGCUCAGUGUUUGGGCGCAGCACCACCCUAAAUAUGCAGACAUCCCAACUAAACACCCCGCAGGAUACGUCGUGCACUCAUAUACUUGUGUUUCCCACGUCUGCAUCUGUGCAAGUAGCAUCAUCAACUUAUACCACUGAAACUGGUUUGGAUCUGGCCUUUAAUACAAACAAUGAUGGAGCAGAUGGAAUGGGGCUCUUUGAUUUGUUAGACACUGGAGAUCCUGAUAUUGAUCCUGAUAUUAUAAACAUCCUCCCUGCAUCCCCUACCGGGUCCCCUGUACACUCACCAAGUUCCCACUUCACCCAUGGAGGUGACAUGGGGAAGGGUCAAGGUACAGAUCGCUUGCUCUCAACGGAGUCUCACGACGAAGUCACCAACAUCCUACAGCAACCGCUGGCCCUUGGUUACUUUGUCUCAACUGCCAAAGCAGGUCCGUUGCCUGACUGGUUUUGGUCGGCGUGUCCUCAAGCACAAAAUCAGUGUCCCCUGUUUCUUAAGGCUUCUCUGCACCUCCAUGUGCCUUCAGUGCAAUCGGACGAGCUACUUCACAGUAAACACUCCCACCCUCUUGACUCGAAUCAAACUUCCGAUGUCCUCAGGUUUGUGUUGGAACAGUACAACGCACUUUCCUGGCUAACCUGUGAUCCUGCGACUCAGGACCGGCGGUCGUGUCUCCCAGUUCACUUUGUGGUGCUGAAUCAGUUGUAUAACUUUAUCAUGAAUAUGCUGUGAUCUUUAUCUGAACUGGGCAAGGAGAAGAAAAACACAACAACCAGAGUAACAACAAAAAGGGAAAGGAUUAUUUCGCUGCAGGACUAAGUUAAUUAUUCUCUGUGCAAGUCAUUUUUUUGUGAUUUGAGGGAGGGGAAUGUCAUUUUUGGUCACUUCCAGCAACUAUUUGGUUUUGACUUGCGGUGGGGACUGCAUAACCCAGGUGUUUAAUUCUCCAUCUGCCCCCUGCUUUUGUUGGUGUUUUGCCUAUACCAGACUGAUUGGAGUGAUGAAUUGAUCAGUCGAAAUGUAUUAUAACACAUCUUUUUAGUAGCAAAGUAACCAUUCUCUCUCUCCCCCAAUCCCAUCCCAUCACAGUAUUUGUGAAGAGUAUAUGAGCCAUAGGCCCCAGCCAUGUUUAAUGAAUAUUUUAAAAAGUAUGAGCAUGGAGACAAUAAGAAGACAAACGAGGAAGGAAAAAAACAGAAUUUGUCGAAUGCUUUUGGAACACUGCAAUGUUCUUGUAUCGGAUUAUAGUACCUAGUAUUCAAAAAAAAAAAAAUGCCUGCAUCUCUUAUUUAUUGUAAGUUUUUAAAUGUAUAAAUUGUCUUAUAUUUCUUAACCUCUUUUAUAAAAAAAAUUUUCCUAGAAGGUUUAUACCGCCUUCUUGCUUUAAAGCAAUUGGUCUAAAAAUAUAUAUGUAAUCGUCUUAAUUGAAAGUUGAGGUAGGUUUGCUUUUAGAGUAUUAUUUUUUUGUAAGGGGGGGGUUGAGGGUAUGGGGACAGUAAAAUUUGUAUUUGGUCUUGAUGUACAGUUUAAUGGGGGAAUAUAGGAGUUGGGGCGGGAGGGAUAUAAAUGUCCAUGCCAUUGUGUGUGGGAGAUUUACAGCUAAGCUGUAGUUGCAGAUUAUACGUGUACAGUAAUGAAGUUCACUGUGUUUAUAUAAAAUCGAAGAGAGAAAAAAAGGUACCGGGUCUUACAGCAAUUUUAUAUCACACCUUUGCAGAGUUAACAUAAUGGCAAUAUAUUAAAAGAAGUGAUAUUGUUAGGUGGUUUAACUUGUAGUGAGAAUUUAAAAAAAGAAUAAUAAUAAUAUUAAUAAUAAUAAUAAUAAAUUGUUUUAAUUUUUUUUUGUAUUUUUGUUGAGGGCCGAGACUAGUUUUUUCAGGCCUCUUCCCAUUUUUCAAGCAAGGAAGGGUGUGCUUGCUGCAAGGACCUCCUGCUCUUCCACCUGUGCGUUUUAGCCAAGAGAGAAUCUGUGUCACCCGAUGAAAUCGCGACACUUUCUUCUUCUUCUUCCUUUUAAAAAUGCCCUUCCCUUCAGUGAAGCUGUGUCACUUUCAUCUUCCAAGUAUUUUGGGGUUCAUCACUAGGAUCCCAUUCAACCUUCUCCAUGUUUGGAUUAAAUUACCAUGAAACUGCAGCCACUGCUACCCUUGCUGUCCUCCUUUUAUGGUUUGGAAUUUUAGCCCAACUUUAGCUACUUUAUACAUACUUCUUUGGGGAAAAAAACCACAAUAAGGAAAACCCAAUCAGUUUUGAUUCUAAGCUUUGAUAUGCAUAUGAAUUGGAAUAUGGUGUAAAUAGGUUCUCAGUGAAUUCUGGUGUUUGAACUUGAUUCCACUAAUGAGAGAACAACCUCCUUUCUUUUGCUCUCUCUCCCACUCCCCCUUUCUCAGGCCUCUCGAUCUAAUCUUCUUAUUGGUUUUGACACUCUGUAAUGGAAGUUUCAGGCUCCCCUUUUGAAACAGACAUCCAGGUUCCAGCAUGGUAAAACGCCAAGGGAACGGGCAUGAACUGCGCCACUCCCACCUCUUCCUCCCUUCUGCCUGUGAACCCGAUGGCUUCGUCUUCCUCCUCCACCCAUGUUUCCAGUCUUGAGUUGCUUCCUUGCCUUUCUGGAGGCAACAUUUUGUGAUCCCUCCCCUUUUCAUAUCUGCACGCUGCCGCUUUCAGAAUUACUGUGUCCAUUCAAUUGAAGGUCUUCCGCCAUGCAAGGUUUGCCCUGAGGCUGUUUCCAUCCACAAAUACUGAAUCUGGACAUUAUUUUGCAGGUUGUGUUAAGGCACUCGUGGAAACAGCAGCGGCAGCCACGUCUGCAGGUAUGUGGGACCCUUAGGAAAGUUGUUCCCACCACCAGCCACCUGCUGCUGCUCAGCUUCGCUUUUUGAGGUUUGGUGAGCAAUGGUGCAGACUUGUUGAGGAAGCCUUGUUAAUAGCAAAGGUCACCAACUUGUCAGGCAAAAUGGCUCACGGACCCUGUUUUAUAGUGCAGGCCUAACCAUGUCUACUCAGAAGUAAGUCCUAUUGAAUUCAGUGAGGCUUACUCCCAGGUAAGGGGGUUAGGAUUGCAGCCCUAGUAGCCCAAGUCUUCAACCCCCCUCAUAAUACCCAGUUUCUUUCUUUCCAAAGUACUGCAAUUGCAAGUAUUCAGGAUAUUUUUGAAAUCAUGUGAAGUAUGUACAACCUAUUUAGACCUGAAAGCAUUUCUUUUUCUGUGAAAAAAACAAAACUUUGAAUUUCUUAUUAGAGUAUAUCAGUGGUGGCGGCAGCAAGCACUUGUAGCAACGUUUCUUGGUGUGCAACUUAAGUAGAAUUGAUGAAGAUUUCCUGUUCCUCUGAAAAUUUUACAGAAUGCUGACUGAAAAACCACCUAUUUUGUUGCAAGAUGAGAGUGAUUAACAUUUCGAUGUGCUCAUAAUACUAUAUGAUGAUGUAAGUGCAGGUAUUAAAAUGAUCUGCAUCUCUUUUAUCCCUGGGGUGAGCUUUUUGAAGUAAAACAUGGCCCCCUAAAUUAGGAAUUGAUGUUUAAAGUAAGUGCAACAUAGUCACAGACAAAUUUUAAAUAUUUGGGGUUGCAUUUUACAUUUCUGCUGUUUAUUGCAUUGCAUUUUCUCUCUGUGUACACCUGUAUUUGAUAUUCAAGUAUCUGUUAACGGCAGAUACUCUCCAGAUGUUUCCACCUCCCUAAAGAGUGGUGCUAAAAUUAUUUGCCUAGAGCAGAAUAUGAGUCAGCCAGCAUUAAGUACUUUCCAAGCCUCAUGGGAGUUCAGUCGGAGAGCUUUAAAUGUGUGCUUAAACUUCCCCACUUAAACCAGUGGAACUUAAAUGCACUUUGGCUGGACCAUGACUUUGGGUGUAGCACUGAGAUUGCACAGAAGUCCUCAAAACUCCAGAAUGGACUGUGUGUGGUUGACUAGGGAGCCAAGUUCAUGGUAGGUCCAUUUCAGGAAGAUCAGGUUGCCCAGAGAUUCUGCCAUUUACCUGUUUAAAUGAUCAUCGCACGGUGGUGGGACAAUUGGCCUUAAGGAAUAAGAUGCCAGUAGAAAUCAGAUUUAAAGUAAUUGCCAUGGAAGCAUCCAAGGGAUGUUGGGGUUAGGGUUAGCUGUUGAUGGACCUGUCUGGACUCAAGUAAAUGGCAGAGGAAAGAAGUUUGAACAGCUGGAAACAGUUUAUCGUGAAUAAAUCCCCAGCACAUUUCGGGUUAAAACUAUCAAAGCACAACCCCACGUGGCAUUAUCUUGUACCUAUGGAAAGGUUAUUUAACUUUAUUCUCACUGAGCUAUAGUAUUGCUUCGUAAUAAAUAGUUCUUCCUUAUAAGCCAUCCAAAGGCUUCUGCCUCAAUUUUCUUUUUGUCCCAUACAGGCUACACAAUGCUUUGAGGAUUUCUGUGUGAAUCCAUUUGAAAUGCUGAGAUUUCUGUGUCAUUUUGUUAAGGCUCACAACUGGUGUUCCGGCUUGCAAAACACUAAAUAGCAGAACUGCCAAAUCACCUUGGUGUAGGACUACCCCGAUUUUGGAUGCUGUCUUAUCUUGCAAAUGAAAGUAAUGCUUGGGUCAGAGUGCCACCUGCCAGAGCUUGCCAAGAUCUAAAACUCACAGUUUUCUGUCUCUGUCUCUUUCUGUGUCUCUGUCUCUCCCCCUCCCUAGACAGAAAAGAGAAAAUUCAUUUUGAGCUAAAACAUAGAAAGGAUUGGAAUGUUUUUCAAAAAGGCUAGGAGGUUGAAACAUGGGCAUCUAUCUUUCCAUUUGUGGACAGCUUUAAAUUGAUGAAAUGGCCAAGGUUGGGAAAGCCUCGCAGGCCUCAUUGACUUCUUAAUUCAUUAGUAGUGCUGAUUUAUCAAUUCACAGGGCAUGUGCAUACUUCACUUGGAUGGUCAGAAGGCAGCUGAGGUGGUAGCAUUUCUGCAAAUACCUAGCCAGCGUGAGCUAUAACUUCUGUUCAAAUUGCUUGGUUUCCACAGUUGUGGCCUUAGAUGCACACCCUUUUCUGCAAGUGGUUUCUUAAACCUCUCAUCUUACACAUCCAUCUGUAUGGCACAGUUAACUUACUCCUUUUUUUGUAUUUGUCUGCUCUUGGUAACUUAUUUUUCAAAGCCCUGCAUUAUUACAGAAAGCUCACAGGUGUGUUUAAUGAAGCAUAUUUUGUCUUUACUGCAAUAUCAAAAUGUGUUACUGGAAAACACUCGGAUUUUGAUCCUAUUCAAACUGCCCUUGUGCCCUGCAACUAGCUUUGGCACAGACUAUUAUUUUGUUAAUUCUUAGCCAUGUAUGCAGACAGCAUUGCUUUGGGCUGGGUUUUCCUUCUUGUCAGCUUGCUUUGUCAAUUAGGCCAAUUCUGCUAUUAGCUGUCCUGACACAAAAUAAAUAUAUAAUAAUAAAAAUAAAUUUCUCAAGAUGACAAAAUGUUAUCACCUUUGAAAAUAAUUUCAGUCUAAGGAUCCCAAAUCACAUGUAGAAAAUACCCUUUUCUUUGCAUCUGUUUCUAAAGGAGUAAAAUUUCACUUUGAAAAAGUUAAUCCUCAGGGUCAAACUUUUCAGGAAAGUUUUAGUGUAUAAUUAGUAGGUUUUCCAAAUAAACUGGAUUUGAGAACCUUGGAAACACUUACUUGCGUUUUAAAAGUUGUGGCAUCGUUACUGGACAUGUUGGUUUCAUAAAUGUUCUUUUAAAAAGCUGGGUCACUUUAACAGGGGGAGGAAGAGGAGAUUUCUUAAGUUCGUAUUCAGCAGUGACAUUUAAUGGUCCAAGUCUCUCUCUCUCUCUCUCUCUCUCUCUCUCUCUCUCUCUCUCUCUCUCUCUCUCUCUCUUUAUUUAACAUUAUGAUAACAAAAAAUACAAUAAAAAUAAGGAACAAACACUAUUGUUGCAGAAUGCCAUGAACACUGAGUUGUACAAAUUGUGAUUGAGGAAAUGGAAAAAGGUUUAUACUUUUUAAAAAAAAUUCAAAUGGAAUAAAUUAUUCAUGAAGCCUUC